Striga hermonthica is the source of this 1551-nucleotide messenger RNA. The record is from the annotation of a GenBank genome assembly. Lineage: Eukaryota; Viridiplantae; Streptophyta; Magnoliopsida; Lamiales; Orobanchaceae.
AUGACCUCCUCCGACCACAACAAGCACCCGCCCGCGGCCGAGUGUUGCUUCUACCUCGGCCUCAAAUACCCGCCAGUACCCCUGAAACCACCCACCCCUCUCCCCUCCUCGUCUGAGCUCCUCUCCGAGACCAAAUCUCUCCUACGCCUGGCCUCCCCUAUUGCCCUCACCACUCUUAUCCACUACACCCGCUCCAUGCUCUCCAUGCUCUUCCUCGGCCGCCUCGGUCAGGCCCACCUCGCUGCCGGCUCCCUUGCCAUCGCCUUCGCCAACAUCACCGGUUACUCGGUCCUCUCCGGGCUCUCCCUCGGCAUGGAGCCCCUCUGUUCACAAGCCUUCGGCGCCAACCGCCAUGCCCUCCUCUCCCUCACCCUCUACCGCGCCUUCCUGUUCCUUCUCCUCUGCUCCGUCCCCAUCUCCCUCCUCUGGCUCAACUCCCACCGCCUCUUGAUCGCUCUCGGCCAGGACUCGGACAUUUCCGCCCUCGCCCGUACCUACCUCGCCUUCUCCCUCCCUGACCUCCUGGCCCACUCCCUCCUCAACCCCCUCCGAAUCUACCUCCGCUCGCAGGGCAUUACCCGACCCCUCACCGUCGCUUCGCUCGCCGGAGCCGCCCUCCACCUCCCCGCUGCCUUUCUCCUCGUCUCCAAGCUCCGCCUCGGCGCUGCCGGGGUGGCGGCGGCCGCCGCCGCCUCCAACUUGGCUGCUCUGGCGGCGCUCGUCCUGUAUAUCCGGGCCCGAGGCCUGCAUGGUAUGUGGCCGCUGGGUCGGGAGUGCCUCUCUGGGUGGGGCCCGCUCGUGCGUCUGGCCGGGCCCAGCUGCGCGUCCGUCUGCCUCGAGUGGUGGUGGUACGAGAUCAUGAUCGUGAUGAGCGGGCUGUUACCCGGCGGCCAAAGGGUCGCCGUGGCGGCGAUGGGGGUGCUCAUCCAGACGACAUCGCUGCUGUACGUGCUCCCGUCGUCGGUCGGGGCUGCUGCGGCAGCACGGGUGGGGAACGAGCUCGGGGCGAACCGGCCAGGACGGGCUAGGGCGUGCGCCGCGGCGGCGGUGGGGCUGGCGGCCGGGAUAGGUUGCGGGGCGGUGGGGUUCACGGCGAGCGUGAGGUGUGUGUGGGCGCGGAUGUACACGGACGACGAGGGGGUGGGGCGGCUGGCGGCGGCGGCGCUGCCCAUUCUCGGGCUGUGUGAACUUGGGAACUGCCCGCAGACGGUGGGAUGUGGGGUGGUGAGAGGGACGGCUCGGCCGGCGGCGGCGGCGAACGUGAACCUAGGGGCGUUCUACCUGGUCGGGAUGCCGGUGGCGGUUGGGCUGGGAUUUGGGCUUGGAGUGGGCUUUCGGGGACUGUGGUUGGGCCUGCUGGCAGCACAGGUCUGCUGCGCCGGGAUGAUGCUUUACGUGGUGGGCACCACCAAUUGGGAGUAUCAGGCGGUGAGGGCUCAGCUGCUCACGUGCGGCCCUCGAUCUGGCGAGAAGGCAGAGUCGCCUGCAACUGACGAGAAUGACAACCAACCCUUGAUUUGCGAUAUGGUGAACUUACAUGAUGACGAGUGA